Messenger RNA from Merops nubicus (carmine bee-eater), 5950 nucleotides. Its product is annotated as histone-lysine N-methyltransferase 2C-like. Gene Ontology annotation, molecular function: histone H3K4 methyltransferase activity; histone binding; transcription coactivator activity. The annotation marks the transcript as partial. Gene Ontology annotation, biological process: positive regulation of transcription by RNA polymerase II. Gene Ontology annotation, cellular component: MLL3/4 complex. The transcript has 35 exons. NCBI's taxonomy places the organism in Eukaryota, Metazoa, Chordata, Aves, Coraciiformes, Meropidae. The record is from RefSeq and is a predicted model, not a curated record.
GCCUCGGAGUAGAGGAAAAACUGCAGUGGAGGAUGAAGACAGUAUGGAUGGUUUGGAGGCAGCAGAAACAGAAAACACUGUGGAAACAGAAGUCAAGGAGCAGUCUGCAGAGGAGGAUGCCCAGGCGGAAGUGGACAGCACGAAGCAGCUAACACCAGUCCUCCAGCACUCAGCAUCCGAGGAGUCUGCAAGCUCCACGGCCUCCGUGGGGGUGGAAGCUAAAACCAGCGAACAACUCUGCGCCUUUUGUUACUGUGGAGAACGGAGCUCGUUAGGGCAAGGAGACUUAAAACAAUUCAGUCCAACUCCUGGGUAUGUUAUCCCAUGGAAGAACCAGCCUUUAAACAAGAGUGAAGCCAGCGACAGCACCGAUGGAGCUUGUGAGAGAACUCCAAGGCAAAACUCAGCGCCACGCAAACAGAGAGGGCAGAAGAAAUCUCGAUCGAGUGUAGCAUCAUGUACAAGUGUAAGCACCCAAACUGCUUCUGAUGAUCAGGCUGUCAAAUUCUGGGAUGAACUCAGUUUAGUUGGCUUACCAGAUGACAUUGAUGUUCAAGCCUUAUUUGAGCCAACAGGUCAUUGCUGGGCUCAUCACCGCUGUGCGGAGUGGUCAUUGGGAGUCUGCCAGACUGAAGAGCAGCUAUCAGUGAACGUGGACAAAGCUGUUGUCUCAGGGAGCACAGAACGAUGUGCAUAUUGUAAGCACCUUGGAGCCACUAUCAAAUGCUGUGAAGAGAAAUGUACCCAGAUGUACCAUUACCCCUGUGCUGCUGGAGCAGGCACGUUUCAGGAUUUCAGUAACUUGUCCCUCCUUUGUCCAGACCAUAUUGAUCAGGCUCCUGAAAGAUCAAAGGAAGAAGCAAAUUGUGCAGUGUGCGACAGCCCUGGAGACCUCUUAGAUCAACUUUUUUGUACUACCUGUGGCCAGCACUACCAUGGGAUGUGCCUGGACAUACAGGUCACACCUUUAAAAAGAGCAGGCUGGCAGUGUCCCGAUUGCAAAGUGUGCCAGAACUGCAAACAUUCUGGGGAAGACAACAAGAUGCUGGUGUGCGAUACAUGCGACAAAGGCUACCAUACUUUCUGUCUACAACCAGUUAUGGAUGCUGUACCAACAAAUGGUUGGAAAUGUAAAAACUGUAGAGUAUGUGCUGAGUGUGGCACACGAACAAGUUGUCAGUGGCACCAUAAUUGUUUGGUAUGUGACAGUUGUUACCAACAGCAAGACAACUUAUCUUGUCCUUUCUGUGAAAAACUGUGCCUCCAAGACUUCCAGAAAGAUAUGUUGCAUUGUCACAUGUGCAAAAGGUGGAUUCACAUAGAAUGUGACAGGUCUCCAGGAAGUGAAUUGGAGUCUCAGCUGAAAGACUAUGUCUGCACUCUUUGUAAACAAGGAGAAGGGGAUCAGACUCAGCCAUGUGAUAUAAUGGACACUUCUGAACUCAUUCCUGAACCUGACAGUAUAACAGCUUGUACAAAUGAAAUGGAAGUGGAAAGUGGUGGAGAGCAUGUAACAUUUCAGGAGCAGCCCAUCACUGGUGAUGGCCCUAGUCAAGAAUCAGCCAUCGGAUGCGUCGCAGACGUUACAGGCAUAUCACCAGAAGAAAAGACUGCAGAACUGGAAGCAGAAGUCUCUGUUGGAAUCAAUUCAGCUGAAAUGGAGAUGUCUCCUAAAAAGACACCAGCAUCUGGUGACAGUCAGACUGAGCAAAUGAUGGACGUGAUGGAAGGUGUUCAAGCUGUAAUACAGCAGGAGGUAGACACACAAGUGGAAGAGACACAGCGACCACAAGGUAGCGUGGAGGUAUCAGAAGUGUCCACAGUAGACUCUCGGUCUCUGUCUUCAGUACCUGAGGCCUUAACUGUGACGCCAGAAAUACAGGAGACUGAAAGUAAAGGAGAUAUUUGUAUCUCUGUAGAACAACAACUGGAAAUAAUAAACGUGCAAAACAAUGUCAAAAAAGGAGAAACCCAUGAAAAAUCAGAAACACCAGCUCUUCCAGAAGUAGAAACUACUUCUGCAAAUGAAGGUGUUGUGAAUCGUUCACCAGUUGGAGACAAACCCAUAAAAUCACCAGCUGAGACUUGCCCCUCACUUCCCUCCUCAGUUAAUAUAAACAAGACAAAUGUGUCUUCCUCACCAGAUGUCUCAUUAGACUUGCAGCCUGCACGAGAUGCUCAGCACAGCCAGCCCCCACCACUGCCUUCCGCUGCUGGAAGUGCUCUCCCAACGACUUACAUAUCAGUCACUCCAAAAAUUGGCAUGGGAAAACCAGCCAUCACCAAACGGAAGUUUUCUCCUGGAAGACCCAGAUCAAGACAGGGGGCUUGGAGUACCAAUAAUACAGUCAGCCCACCUUCCUGGUCCCCAGACAUUUCAGAAGGUCGGGACAUUUUUAAAUCCAGACAGCUUCCUGGCAGUGCCAUUUGGAGCAUCAAAGUGGGCCGUGGAUCGGGAUUCCCGGGGAAGCGGCGGCCGCGUGGUGCGGGUCUGUCAGGGAGAGGUGGCAGAGGGAGAUCAAAGCUGAAGAACGGAGUUGGGACCGUGGUCAUCCCAGGGGUCACAACUAUGGAUAUUUCAUCUAACAAAGACGAGGAAGAAAACUCAAUGCAUAAUACAGUUGUCCUCUUCUCUAACAGUGACAAGUUCACUCUCCAUCAGGAUAUGUGUGUUGUGUGUGGCAGUUUUGGCCAAGGUGCUGAGGGCAGGUUACUCGCCUGUUCUCAGUGUGGGCAGUGUUACCAUCCAUACUGUGUCAGUAUUAAGAUUACUAAAGUGGUGCUCAGCAAAGGCUGGAGGUGCCUGGAGUGCACAGUGUGUGAAGCCUGUGGGAAGGCGACGGAUCCAGGAAGGCUCCUCCUGUGCGACGACUGUGACAUCAGCUACCACACGUACUGCUUGGAUCCACCCCUGCAGACAGUCCCAAAAGGAGGCUGGAAGUGCAAAUGGUGUGUUUGGUGCAGACACUGUGGAGCAACUUCUCCAGGUUUAAGAUGUGAAUGGCAAAAUAAUUACACACAGUGUGCUCCCUGUGCAAGUUUGUCUACGUGCCCAAUCUGCUAUCGCACGUACAGGGAUGAAGAGCUUAUAAUUCAGUGCAGGCAGUGUGAUCGAUGGAUGCAUGCAAUCUGUCAGAACUUAAACACAGAGGAGGAAGUGGAAAACAUAGCUGAUAUGGGUUUUGACUGUACCAUUUGUAGGCCAUACAUACCACCAACAAACGUGCCUUCUUUGGACUGUUGUGAUUCAUCAGUUGGAGCUCAGAUUAUUUCAAAAUCAAAAGAACUAGACCCACCGAAGACAUACACCCAGGAUGGAGUCUGCUUGACAGAAUCCGGCAUGUCUCAGUUACAGAGCCUAACUGUUACAGUACCGAGAAGAAAACGGACGAAACCAAAGCUUAAACUGAAGAUUAUAAAUCAGAACAGUGUGGCUGUGCUUCAGACACCCCCAGAUGCCCAGUCAGAACACUCCAGAGAUGGGGAGAUGGAUGACAGUAGAGAAGCUGAUCUUAUGGAUUGUGAUGGAAAAUCAGACUCCAGCCCGGAACGGGAAGCUGUGGAUGAUGAUACCAAAGUGGCAGAAGGAGCUGACGGGAUUAAAAAAAGGAAACGAAAACCAUAUAGACCUGGUAUUGGUGGAUUUAUGGUACGUCAGAGAAGUCGUACAGGGCAGGGGAAGACUAAAAGGUCUCUCUCGAGGAAAGAUUCUUCUGGGUCUGUUUCUGAGCAGUUGCCUGGCAGAGAUGAAGGUUGGACAGAACAGCUGCCAGACACUCCAGUUGAGGAGUCUACCCCAGCUUCUGAAAGUACUGAGAAAAUAAAAAAGCGUUACAGGAAAAAGAAAAAUAAACUUGAAGAAACCUUUCCUGCCUACUUGCAGGAAGCUUUCUUUGGGAAGGACCUACUGGAUACCAGUAGGCAAAACAAGAUGACCUUAGAUAAUUUACCCGAAGAAUCACUUCCACUCUCAUGUAAAACAAACCUGACCACCAAUUUCCUGGAUCCUUCAUCUGAUCCCCUCCUUAGCUCAACCUCCACUUCAGCUCAGACAAAACUGGGACCUCAAGGUAGCACCGAUGAUCCUUUAGCUGAUCUUUCUGAGGUCUUAAAUACUGAUGAUGAUAUUCUUGGGAUACUUUCGGAUGAUUUGGUAAAGUCUGGAGAUCAUUCGGGUCUUGAUUUAUGCACUUUCCAGGUUGAGAACUCACCCUCCCCAUUUGCUGGACUGGAUAUCGGUCCCAUCUCUGAUGAUCCUUCUUCUCUGCCUCAGCCGAAUGUCAACCAGAGUUCACGGCCAUUGAGUGAAGAACAGCUGGAUGGAAUCCUCAGUCCAGAAUUAGACAAAAUGGUCACAGAUGGUGCUAUUCUUGGCAAACUGUACAAAAUCCCAGAGCUGGGAGGAAAGGAUGUUGAAGAUCUGUUCACAGCUGUACUAAGUCCAGCAACCACACAGCCAGCUCCUUUGCCACAGCCUCCACCUCCACCACAACUGAUGUCUUUGCACAGUCAAGGAGAGAACACUUUUCCAAGAGUUCCCCUCAUGAAUGGCCUGAUUGGCCCUAACCCUCAUCUCCCUCAUACAGCUUUGACUGCUGGAGGUGGCCUGGGGACAUUCUCUCCCAUUACACAACAACCAUAUGCUGAUACCAGGGAUAAGAAUCCAGCAUUCAAUCCAAUGGUAAGUGACCCGAACAGCUCAUGGGCACCAUCUGCUCCACCUUUGGAAGGUGAAGGUGAUACCAUGUCCAAUGCUCAAAGAAGCACUCUUAAGUGGGAAAAAGAAGAAGCUUUGGGUGAAAUGGCAACAGUAGCACCUGUUCUCUAUACAAAUAUCAACUUCCCUAACCUGAAGGAAGAAUUCCCAGACUGGGCUACAAGAGUGAAGCAGAUUGCUAAACUGUGGAGGAAAGCAAGCUCACAGGAGAGGGCUCCAUAUGUGCAAAAAGCCAGAGAUAAUAGAGCUGCUUUGCGCAUCAAUAAAGUACAGAUGUCAAAUGACUCCAUGAAAAGGCAGCAGCAACAGGAUAGCAUUGAUCCUGGCUCCCGCAUCGACUCUGACCUCUUUAAAGAUCCAUUAAAACAGAGGGAAUCGGAACAUGAGCAGGAGUGGAAAUUCAGACAGCAAAUGAGGCAAAAAAGUAAGCAGCAAGCCAAAAUAGAAGCUACACAGAAGCUUGAACAGGUGAAAAACGAGCAGCAGCAACAGCAGCAGCAACAGCAACAGCAGCAGCAGUUCAGUUCACAACAGCUUCUGAACCAGUCUGGCUCAGACACACCGAGCAGUGGGAUCCAGAGCCCCUUAACGCCACAGACUGGCAAUGGAAGUAUGUCUCCUGCCCAGCAGACAUUCCAUAAGGAUCUAUUUACAAAGCAGCAGCUACCUGCUACACCUACAUCAGCAUCCUCAGAUGAUGUGUUCCUGAAGCCACAAGCCCCACCCCCUACUCCGACCCGAAUCCCAGUCCACGAUUCACUGUCUCAGUCUCAGACUCCUCAGACAUCAUCACAACAGAUGUUUUCUCCAGGUUCCACAAACACAAGACCUCCUUCUCCAAUGGAUCCAUACGCUAAAAUGGUGGGAACACCUCGACCAGCACCCAUUAACCAAAACUUUGUUAGAAGAAAUACCAUUGCCCCAUUAGAUGCCUGUGCCCCUCAGUCAUCCGUAGCUAGGCCCAUUCAGGUAACGGAGCCAUCGGGAAGCAGGCCUUCGCCAGUCAGGGAUUCAUGUUCUUCGUCUCCAGGCAGCAGCGAUCCCUAUGCAAAGCCUCCAGACACGCCCAGGCCCGUCAUGGCCUCAGAGCAGUUCUCCAAACCUCUGGGCGUCCCAAGAUCACCCGUAGUUAUGGAGCAGUCAGGGAAGGUUCCUUUAGCAGCUGGAAGCAGCGAUCCCUUCACUAAGCCAGCUCCUAGAGCCGACACCUUCCAGAGACAGAGGGUGGCUUCU